Molecule: messenger RNA, 1122 nt
Organism: Caenorhabditis remanei
Lineage: Eukaryota; Metazoa; Nematoda; Chromadorea; Rhabditida; Rhabditidae
Exons: 8
Coding region: 1-1122 (373 amino acids)
Molecular function (GO): heme binding; oxygen binding
Source: RefSeq, a predicted model, not a curated record
AUGUUUCUCAUUGCAAAAAUUGUUCGUGGUCGGCGGCUUUUGCACGAACUUGAAAAACAGGAAAAGGAUGAACAUUUGGCAGCAGAUGCGGCUGCAGCACAUUCUAAUUCACAGGAUAAAUGGAGAGGAAACGAGUCGAGUCCGACAGGAGAGGAUCGUGGUGGAGAUCCAUCACAAUUCAGACCAAAAAGAAGCCGGACCGUUCGAAAAAAGACUGGUGGUGGAUCCGUCGAUUCAAACUUUCUGGAGGAUGGGAAAACGGCAAGAAAGAGCAGUAGUAUGCCGAGUAUCUACGAUUUGCAACAGCAAGCUGCCCCUCGAACACCUGCACUGAAACACUACAACUACGACACUCGGCUGAGCAAAAUACAGAAAAGAGCAAUCAGAUUCACUUGGCACAGACUGCAAACCAGAAAUGGUGGAAAACGAGUUGAAAACGUUUUUGAAGAGGUUUUUGACAAGUUAGUCAAGAACUUGCCAAACAUCAGAGAUAUGUUUUCGACGAGAAUGUUUCUAUGUGCAAUGUCUCGUGGAACCACAUCUACUUUACGAGAUCAUUCAAAAAACUGCGUAAAGAUGGUGGACUCCGUCAUCAAAAAUUUUGACAUCGAGAAGUCGAAAAGAACGGAUACUGGAACAGAGAAUGACCCAAGAGUAAUUGGACGUGCUCACAGCAUCUUGAAGCCAUAUGGUCUUGCUGGAAACUAUUGGGAAAAGUUCGGAGAAGUGAUGAUUGAUGUUGUUCUAGCACAGGAAGCAGUCAGGGAUCUACCAGGGGCUGGACAAGCAUGGGUCAUCUUCACAGCUUGUUUGGUGGAUCAGAUGAGAGCUGGAUUUGAUGAGAACCGAAAAACUGACCAUGAAGCACAGAUGAAGAAGAGCACAGUGUUACAUCAUGCGACACAGCAGUUGUUAGAAGAUAACGCUGCAUCUACAUCAGCCGCAGGAAAUGGCGAGUGUUCGAGUUCGAAUCAGCCGUCAACGUCAAAUAUGGCAUGCCCAUUUGCAAGAAUGUCCUUAACGCCUAAAGACGCUCGCGCAAUCGAAAGUCUCACCGGAGGCGGCAGUAAUACAAAUGGUGGCGGAGACAACAACGACCUUUCGGGAACAAUCUUUUUGUAA